AUGCCUGAGAAGGGAGAGACCCUUGGGCACGUCCAGCUCGAUGAGCACGCGCCGCUGGCAGAGGUGGCUCAGCGCCCGGAGUGCGAAGGCGACGUGCCGUGCUGCCGCGGGCCGCGCUGGCGCUACCUCAUCGCCGCACAGCUCGCCUGCGCCAUGAUUGUCUGCUACGCCGACCGCACAAACAUCGGCAUCGCUGUGCUAGACUUUCCAUCGGUGAAAGGCAACGACUCGAAGCAAGGCUGGAUCCUUGCGUCCUUCUUCUAUGGAUACAUCUGCACUCAGAUCUUCGGUGGCUGGUGGGCGCACAAGGUGGGCGGGAAGAUUGUGCUCCUGUGCGCUGUCUUCGUGUGGACGAUCUUCGACAUCAGCACCGUCUUCACUGAGCCGGUGUAUGGGCUGCUGAUCGCGAGCCGCGUAGGGAUGGGGCUCGGAGAGGGCAUGACGAUGCCUGUGCUGCAUAACCUCGCCAGCCGCUGGUACCCCGAGCACGAGAUCACGCGGCUCGUCAACGUACAGAGCAGUGGGCAGGACCUCGGCAUGAUCCUGGCGCUUUCACUGUCGCCAGUGAUUGGUCACGCCUUGAGCUGGAAGUGGAUUUUCAUCACCUUCGCAAUCUUCUCGGCAGUCUGGCAGGUGCUGUUUCUGAUCUUCGGCAGCAAGGAUCCUGAAUCUCACCCGCUCAUCUCUGAGGAAGAGAAAAGGUAUCUAGUGCGUACGCGCCAGCUGAACCACACUGGGGCCGGAACACGAUGGCCGUGGCGUGUCUGCUUCAAGAAGCGCGCCUUCAUCGCAGUGUUCAUUGCGCACACGUGUGUGAACUACGGCUGGUAUGUCCUGCUGGGCUGGCUGCCCAAAUACUGCCAGAAAGUGCUCAAGACCGAUCUCUACAUGAAGCCGUACGUUUUGACGAUACCGUAUGUAUGUGCUGUCUGUGGUAUCUACGUCAGUGGUGUCCUCUCAGACUAUUUGAUCCGACGAUGGGGCAAGCGCAGUGUCGUGCGCAAGCUGAUGAACAGCAUUGGGCUGCUGCUGCCCGCGGUGUGCCUGGUGAUUCUGAGUGGGGUCCACGACACGACGCACGCGAUCACGGUGCUCUCGAUCGGGCUGUUCUUCUGUCGGUUCGCGCAGAGUGGGUACUGGGUCAACAUCAUUGACCUGAGCCCCAAGUACUGUGGCCAGGUGAUGGGAGUAUCGAACACCAUCGCAACCAUCCCCGGCAUCGUGGGCAACGUCGUCACUGGCGCAGUGCUCAAUGCGACCGGAUCGUGGGCCACAGUUUGGAUCAUCGGUGCCACCGUGUUCACUGUAGGUGGGCUCGCCUAUCUGUUCCUGGGUGACGCGGAGGAGAUCGACAUGGACGCUGAUGAUCAAUCAUCGGCCGAGGGCGACACCCGAACCUUCGCCUAG
Molecule: messenger RNA, 1407 nt
Organism: Symbiodinium natans
Lineage: Eukaryota; Dinophyceae; Suessiales; Symbiodiniaceae
Source: the annotation of a GenBank genome assembly